GUCACUUUUCCCAUUUCUGCAAGAAAAUCAAAAAUCGUCAGACACCGUACUUGCUGAUAAUAGACAACACCAGAUCAAAAGUCUUAUUCGAUCCAUGAGCGACCCUUCCGACGUUAUCGAAAAACGAGUUUAUAUCGGAGGUCUAGCAGAUACAGUCACCGAGCAAACAUUAAGCGAUCGCUUUAAUCGUUUUGGUACAACCACUAAUAUAUCGGUCGCGAAAGAUGCCAAUGGAAACUGUCGAGGAUUUGGUCAUUUAACCAUCAAAACGACGGCAAAGCAGUGGGGAACAUGUCUCAGUGCCUAUAAUGGAGCCAAAUGGAAAGGACACAUUAUGCGCAUCGAGGAUUCCAAACCUGACUAUAUAGAAAAGCGGAAAAUAGAGCAACAACUUCUUGAACAAAAGGAGGAAAAGAAACGCAAGCGAUCCCAACGUUGGAACGACAGUGAUGGUUUCCUGGCCAAGGAUAUGACCCCUAUCACCGAUCGAAAUAUGCCAACAAAGAAAGGGUGGAAACGUGGCCGAUACGGAAGAGCCAUUGCUGUGAUGCGGUUACGGAAAGAUGAUGGCACACAGGCAAGUUUUGUCUUUGAUCCUACACAUUACAAAAAUAAUCUCACCAAAUUUGACAACCUCGACCCUGUCCGAUUGCGUCCUACUCAUCGAUUACCCAUGUUCUAUGAGCAAUAUCCCAAUGAGGAACAGGACGAAUUUGAAACUCUCGCCGCCGACAGCAGCCGCCACAACGCGUCGCUCGAUAGCGAUGUGGAAUCUGAAUCCGAAACAGUAGAUACAUCAGCAGUUUUAAAGGGUGAGGACGCACGACGAGCGGCGAUGGACAGAAGGGUCGAAGAACAGUUGGCAAAGAAAAAGGCAAUUCAACAGCAGUUGGAGGCAUUGGAAGGAAAGCAACUGCAUACCAAAUUCGAUGCAAGUGACGAAGAAAUCGAUGAAGACCAAGAAAAUUCGCGAGAGACGGCACCACCUGCAGCAGCCACAUCAGGAGAUGCGGCUGUAAAAUGGAUGUUCGAUUCAGAUGACGAUGAGGACCAAGAAGAUGAUGCCAACACCGAUUUCAAUAUUCGCAUUAAUCCCGUUCUCGAAGGCGAAAAGGGUCGUGAACGAUUAGAAUUACAAAGUCGUUUCAAGGGUGAUGAGCGAUUCAAGUUGGGUGAAGACUUUAUCGAUGAGGAGAAACCUUCCAGUACGCAAAAUACUAUGGAUGAUAUUUCCAAAGAAAUUUCAGCCGAAAAAGACCAGGCUAUGGAUCUGCUGAAAGCCAUGUUUGGCGAGCAGGAUAUUGUAAAAAAGUAUGGGAAAAAAAAAUGCAGCAUUUGCGUAUCUUUUGGGCUUAUCAAAUCACGAUGUAGGAAAACACAACCGGCUGCCUGGUCAAGCAGUGCUCGCUAUGAUCCAGAUGCAGACAAUGCAUCCAGCUAUCUCGUUGAUACCAGUGAAGAAACACCCAGUAACGGUAUGGGUGCAGCAACCGAUGUUGGGGAUGAGAUGGACCAUGAAAUGGAAGAGGAGGAGGAGGAUCCAUUAGAGUUCUUGAAACGCCCAGCGGAAAGCGCUCCACCAGAAGUUUCUAAGGAGAAGCAUUUUGAAGUUAAUGUCAACUUGAAGCCGUUAUUUGGUGGUGAAGCCGGUGGAUUUAAAUUAUUCGGUGGUGAUGAUGAUGAUGAUGAUGACAACGAUGCAGACACUCAAGAGGGCAAUGCGGCUCUACAGGCGAAUUGGGCAGUAAAGAAUGAAAUGGCAAAUGAGGAACCGUCAUUUGUGCCUAAAAAUAAAGAGCCAAAAUUGGGACUGGGAUUAUUAUUCUUCUUCCACAUGGAGGAUCCCAACUUAAUGAAAAGGAGUUGUUAUGGUUAUGAUCCCAAGGGGAUUUUCCAACAAGACACUGAGGACAGGGAUAGUUACGAAUCGAAAUGGAAGUCAAGACGAAAUCAAGUAGGGGAGAUCUUGAAACGACGACAAAAAAGUGCCAUCAAGAAGCAAAAACGACAGGUCUCGCGGGCUAUUAAAUAAAAAAAGAUAUAUCAUUGUCCUUUGGCAAUCUAAGUUGGCGCAGAUCUGUAAAAUCUUUUGAAAGAAACAAGGGCUCAAGUGUUGCUACUUUGGGUCUUUUUUUUUGCGGUU
Radiomyces spectabilis is the source of this 2143-nucleotide messenger RNA. RefSeq lists its product as uncharacterized. Lineage: Eukaryota; Fungi; Mucoromycota; Mucoromycetes; Mucorales; Radiomycetaceae. The record is from RefSeq and is a predicted model, not a curated record. Gene Ontology annotation, molecular function: RNA binding. The transcript is spliced from 12 exons. The coding region runs from base 95 to 2032 and encodes 645 amino acids.